UAUCCUUACAAGACCCCUGUGAGGUAGAAAAGAAGUAUUCAUCCCAUUUUGUAGAUAAGGGAUUGAGUCACAGAGAAGUAAGUGACUUGCCCAAGGUCACACAGGAAGUCUGUGGCAGAGCAAGGACUCAAAGCCAGGUCUUAUAGGUCCUAGGCUAGCACCCUAAGCACACUGGACCAUCACUUCUCUUAAUGUUCUGUCUGGCUCAUCAGAGUUCAGGGAAUUACAGCUAGUGUAGAAAUUUGAAUCCAAUACUCUUUUUAAUAUAGUGAAGGUCUUGUGCAACUCAUAGGAUGAGAUAUUACAACUGUAUUUCACAUGUAACAUUCCAAGAAAAGAUGAAAAUGCCUCCAAAGUGGUGCACAUAAUGAACUAAAGAACAAAACAAGCCCAACAACUCCCCCACCCCAUUAUGAAUAGAGUAAGGUUGUAUUCUAGAAUUGGUGAUGAGACCCUUUCUUCCAAUUCCCUCUUCAAAACCCACUUAUUCAAGGAGGAUUAAAGUAGUUUCUUAAACUUAAAAAGUGUAACAGUCAGGAUGGAUGGAUAUAUUCUCUCCAAUUAUUGCUUGUUUGCAAUAUAUUUGCCCUGAUCUUCCCUCCCUUUUUACCCCUUCACAUAUUUUCUCCUCCUGUAGUUAUUGUAUUAGGCAGACUUUAAACUUGUGGGACAGAGAUGGUGUGCUUUUUUUAACCGCUUCAUGCACAUUUGUAGUACGAUACAAGUAAUAUUUCAGAAUUAGUAUUUAUCUCCCUAAAUAGCCUUUCAGUAUGCUUUCUCUUUCAAAUUCCUUUAUUCACAUAACUGAAAUUCUCUCCUCUUAUAUUCUGAUAUUCUUGUAUCUUGCAUACUUGCAAAUGUAGCUAAGAUUUCAGCGUCAGGUUCUCAAAAGGAAUACAAAAACCUCAGAAAUAGUGAAGCAACUGGUUGCUGAAGAAAAUGCAGGAGAACUACAAAAAUGUUUUGGGUCACGGAUGGAGUUUGGGACAGCAGGACUCAGAGCAGCCAUGGGGGCAGGAAUUUCUCAGAUGAAUGACCUUACUAUUAUUCAGACAACUCAGGGAUUUUGCAGGUACCUUGAAAAGAACUUCAGUGAUCUAAAGAAAAGAGGGGUUGUCAUUGGUUUUGAUGCUCGCGCCCAUCCUUCAAGUGGAGGUAGCAGCAAGAGGUUUGCAAGGCUUGCUGCAACAACGUUCAUCAGUCAGGGAAUUCCAGUGUACCUCUUCUCCAAUAUAACACCAACACCUUUUGUGCCCUACACAAUAACUCAUCUGAAACUUUCUGCUGGAAUUAUGAUUACUGCUUCCCAUAACCCAAAACAAGAUAAUGGUUACAAGGUUUAUUGGGAAAAUGGUGCACAGAUAACUUCACCUCAUGACAAAGGAAUCUCUCAAGCUAUCGAAGAGAACCAAGAGCCAUGGCCUCAGGCUUGGGAUGACAGUCUGGUUGACAGCAGCUUGCUACUUCAUGAUCCUUAUGUCACUAUCAAUAAGGACUACUUUAAAGACAUACAAAAGCACUGCUUUCACAGGAAUAUAAACAAGGAAACAAAGCUGAAGUUCACCCACACUUCUGUGCAUGGUGUAGGCCAUGAAUUUGUGCAGUCAGCCUUUAAGGCAUUUGACUUUAAACCUCCAUUGGCUGUUCCUGAACAGAAGGAUCCUGAUCCAGAAUUUCCAACAGUAAAGUACCCAAAUCCUGAAGAGGGUAAAGGUGUACUGACGUUAUCUUUUGCUUUGGCUGAAAAAGAAGGGGCUGGAAUUAUUUUAGCAAAUGACCCAGAUGCUGAUCGACUUCUUGUUGCAGAGAAACAAGAAAGUGGUGAGUGGAAAGUGUUUUCUGGCAAUGAGCUGGGAGCUCUUUUAGGCUGGUGGCUCUUCACUUGCUGGAAAAAUCAGAAUCAAGAUCCUGCUGCCAUCAAAGAUGUAUACAUGUUAUCCAGCACUGUCUCUUCCAAAAUCUUGAGAGCAAUUGCACUGAAGGAAGGCUUUCACUUUGAGGAGACAUUGACAGGUUUCAAAUGGAUGGGAAAUCGAGCUAAGCAGCUCAUGGACCAGGGGAAAACAGUUUUAUUUGCAUUUGAAGAAGCUAUAGGAUAUAUGUGCAGCCCUGUUGUCCUGGACAAAGAUGGUGUCAGUGCUGCUGUUAUAACUGCAGAGAUGUCUAGUUGGCUAGCAACCAAAAAUUUGUCUUUGUCUCUGCAGCUGAAAGCUAUCUAUGAUGAGUAUGGCUACCACAUUACUAAAGCUUCAUAUUUUAUCUGCCAUGAUCCUAAGACUAUUAAAGAGUUAUUUGAGAAUCUUAGAAAUUAUGAUGGAAAAAAUACUUACCCAAAAUCAUGUGGCAAAUUUAAAGUUUCUGGAGUAAGGGAUCUCACUACUGGCUAUGAUAGCAGCCAGCCUGAUCAAAAGGCGGUGCUUCCUACCAGUAAAAGUAGCCAAAUGAUAACAUUUACUUUUGCUAAUGGAGGGGUGGCUACUAUGAGGACCAGUGGGACAGAACCAAAAAUCAAAUACUAUGCUGAAUUGUGCGCCCCUCCUGGAAACAGUGACCCUGACCAACUGAAGGAGGAAUUAGGUGAGCUGGUCGGUGCUAUCGAAGAGUAUUUCUUUCAGCCAGAAAAAAAUAAACUGCAGCCCAAAGCAGAGUAAAUAAUUAAGACUGUUUCCUUUAUCGCACUGUCUCUGCAGCAUGUUGUGGGCAAAACUCUACACUAUUGGAAAAAGUAGAGAUUUUUAAGGACCAAAAAAAAAGAUUAAAAUAUAUAUCCUUACCAAUAUGUGUUCCACAUCCUCUUUGGUCUAAUAUCUUAUCUGGGUAAAUCAAGGGAUUCCUUAUUAAAAACUAGCAACCAAAAAUUAUCUGGUACAAUGCAAAUGUUUCAAUAAUCAAGUCUUGUUCUAAUAAAUUUUAUUGUACUUGCCUUGCCUUAAUUUCUGUAAAUGCAAUUUGCUUUUUACAUGUAUGUAGCCUAAUUUGAUAGCAAUGUAACUACCAAGUUUUUGAUGACAGGGGAACUGGAUAGCGCUGCAUGAAUAUGUCUAGUUUUAUCUUUGCAAGUCAGGCUAGCUGCAUAACUAUGGGGCACUGGAAAUAUGUAGGGGAUGUUGGUAAAAUCAGGGUAGAUGUCCCUAGAAGAGCAGGUUUCCAAAAGUGAUUUUUAGCCACAAUAGCAGGAUUUUACUGGGGUUGGUGGUGGAUUUGUGGGUGUUGAUAAAUUGUAUAGUCAAUUGCUUGACCACCACACUUUCAUUAAUAAUGAACCAUGUGAACAUGUCUUACUGCUCUAAGACAAUAAUACUAUGGUACAGGAGUAAGGUUAUAUAUGAUACCAGUCUCUGAGAAGCCAUGUCAUGCAGUGAUGAUACAUUCACCUUACACAGAAGGUGUGCUCCCCAAGUUACACAUUUUAGCUGGUAUUAUUUAUACAUAAUACAAGUUGUAUCUCUCUUUACAGGUCACUAAAAUCCAACCCAGCUCCCUACCUAGUUUUUCUGUUCUUUCCGUAUCUUUGAUUUAGAUACUAGCAUUCUAGGUACUGGUCCAUGAAGGUGCCUCCCCUAGCUUGUACUUAGACAUAGAAUGAAUGAAUCUUGAUUUUGACAAGUUUCUUAUCUGCUUAUGCCAAAUGGAAGAAGUUAUGGGAUUAUGGUGUAGGUUAGUUUUAGGCUACAUCACUAUUACAAUAUUUAUGCUUAAUGCAUACUAAUAUAUAUAAAAAUAUGGAGCAGAUAAUACAUAUUACUACAUAUAUGCUGGACAGCAUAAAUUAGUCAAUGAAGCAGAGCCAGAAUCGACAUCUGUUGUCUAUUGCCAUGGUUUCUAUGAAAAUACAUCAUCUUGUAGGCAGGGGAAGAGGAAAUGCAGCAUCUUGGGUUGGAGUUGAGCAUGCCAGCCCUGUGUCUUUCUCUAAAGACACUUAACACUAUACUGGGGCAGAGACUGACUUCUUGGUAAAUAUUUAUAAAGUGCCUCAUAUGAUGCAUCCCUGACCUUUGAUUGGGCCUAUAAAUACAAAAGAUGGGAGGGUUUUGCUAUUGACUUCAAAGUGAAACAUCGUAAGUCUUACUGUACAGAAAUUACAUGCAUAUGGCUUUUCAUUGCCCUGGUAGUUAUGUUCUGAAAAUGAAAUGCAAGGACAACUCUAAAAUAACCUAUUAAACCAUGGGAGGACACACUGCAGUCUGGAAUUAUGAAUAUACUUCACUGAGGACCAUAUAAUGUGUUUAUUGUAUAUGCCCUAUUAAUGUUGGGGAUUCUACAACAUCCAGCCAGUGUUGGUCAAAAUGUUAGUCUGUAACUCAGCAUUCUUGUGUAUGUUUGUUUUUAUUGUGCUAAAAUGUAUUUGGCAUAGUGUAAACCUGAACUGAAUCUUGAAAGCAAAAUAUCACUCCUUCUAAAGUGAGA
Caretta caretta (loggerhead turtle) is the source of this 4407-nucleotide messenger RNA. RefSeq names its product phosphoglucomutase 2 (gene PGM2). Gene Ontology annotation, cellular component: nucleus. Lineage: Eukaryota; Metazoa; Chordata; Testudines; Cheloniidae. Gene Ontology annotation, biological process: purine ribonucleoside salvage; carbohydrate metabolic process. The record is from RefSeq and is a predicted model, not a curated record. Gene Ontology annotation, molecular function: magnesium ion binding; phosphopentomutase activity.